AUGUGCAGGGCCCCCAUAGUUUUUGUCCCUCUCCCUGGAGACGACGGGUUUGGAGUAGUCACCAGACUCCUCAUCACCUCCUCCAUCACCUCCUCCAUCACCUCCUCAUCACCUCCUCAUCACCUCCUCCAUCACCUCCUCCAUCACCUCCUCAUCACCUCCUCCAUCACCUCCUCCAUCACCUCCUCAUCACCUCCUCCAUCACCUCCUCCAUCACCUCCUCAUCACCUCCUCCAUCACCUCCGCCAUCACCUCCUCCAGCACCUCCUCCAUCACCUCCUCCAUCACCUCCUCAUCACCUCCUCCAUCACCUCCUCCAUCACCUCCUCCAUCACCUCCUCAUCACCUCCUCCAUCACCUCCUCCAUCACCUCCUCCAUCACCUCCUCCAGCACCUCCUCCAUCACCUCCUCCAUCACCUCCUCAUCGCCUCCUCCAUCACCUCCUCAUCACCUCCUCCAUCACCUCCUCAUCACCUCCUCCAUCACCUCCUCAUCACCUCCUCCAUCACCUCCUCAUCACCUCCUCAUCACCUCCUCCAUCACCUCCUCCAUCACCUCCUCCAUCACCUCCGCCAUCACCUCCUCCAGCACCUCCUCCAUCACCUCCUCCAUCACCUCCUCCAUCACCUCCUCCAUCACCUCCUCCAUCACCUCCUUAUCACCUCCUCCAUCACCUCCUCCAUCACCUUCUCAUCACCUCCUCAUCACCUCCUCCAUCACCUCCUCCAUCACCUCCGCCAUCACCUCCUCCAGCACCUCCUCCAUCACCUCCUCCAUCACCUCCUCAUCACCUCCUCCAUCACCUCCUCCAUCACCUCCUCAUCACCUCCUCCAUCACCUCCUCCAUCACCUCCUCCAGCACCUCCUCCAUCACCUCCUCCAUCACCUCCUCCAUCACCUCCUCAUCGCCUCCUCCAUCACCUCCUCAUCACCUCCUCCAUCACCUCCUCAUCACCUCCUCCAUCACCUCCUCAUCACCUCCUCCAUCACCUCCUCCAUCACCUCCGCCAUCACCUCCUCCAGCACCUCCUCCAUCACCUCCUCCAUCACCUCCUCCAUCACCUCCUCCAUCACCUCCUUAUCACCUCCUCCCCUCCUCCAUCACCUCCUCCAUCACCUCCACCAUCACCUCCAUCACCUCCUCAUCACCUCCUCCCUCACCUCCUCAUCACCUCCUCCAUCACCCCCUCCAUCACCUCCGCCAUCACCACCUCCAUCACCUCCUCAUCACCUCCUCCAUCACCUCCUCAUCACCUCCUCCAUCACCUCCUCCAUCACCUCCUCAUCACCUCCUCCAUCACCUCCUCCAUCGCCUCCUCCACCACCUCCUCCAGCACCUCCUCCAUCACCUCCUCAUCACCUCCUCCAUCACCUCCUCCAUCACCUCCGCCAUCACCACCUCCAUCACCUCCUCAUCACCUCCUCCAUCACCUCCUCAUCACCUCCUCCAUCACCUCCUCAUCACCUCCUCCAUCACCUCCUCAUCACCUCCUCCAUCACCUCCUCCAUCACCUCCUCCAUCACCUCCUCAUCACCUCCUCCAUCACCUCCUCAUCACCUCCUCCAUCACCUCCGCCAUCACCUCCUCCAGCACCUCCUCCAUCACCUCCUCCAUCACCUCCUUAUCACCUCCUCCAUCACCUCCAUCACCUCCUCAUCACCUCCUCCAUCACCUCCGCCAUCACCUCCUCCAGCACCUCCUCCAUCACCUCCUCCAUCACCUCCUCAUCACCUCCUCCAUCACCUCCUUCAUCACCUCCUCCAUCACCUCCUCAUCACCUCCUCCAUCACCUCCUCCAUCACCUCCUCCAUCACCUCCUCCAGCACCUCCUCCAUCACCUCCUCCAUCACCUCCUCCAUCACCUCCUCAUCGCCUCCUCCAUCACCUCCUCAUCACCUCCUCAUCACCUCCUCAUCACCUCCUCCAUCACCUCCGCCAUCACCUCCUCCAGCACCUCCUCCAUCACCUCCUCCAUCACCUCCUUAUCACCUCCUCCAUCACCUCCUCCAUCACCUCCUCCAUCACCUCCUUAUCACCUCCUCCCCUCCUCCAUCACCUCCACCAUCACCUCCAUCACCUCCUCCAUCACCUCCUCAUCACCUCCUCCAUCACCCCCUCCAUCACCUCCGCCAUCACCACCUCCAUCACCUCCUCAUCACCUCCUCCAUCACCUCCUCAUCACCUCCUCCAUCACCUCCUCAUCACCUCCUCCAUCACCUCCUCAUCACCUCCUCCAUCACCUCCUCCAUCGCCUCCUCCACCACCUCCUCCAGCCCCUCCUCCAUCACCUCCUCCAUCACCUCCUCAUCACCUCCUCCAUCACCUCCUCCAUCACCUCCGCCAUCACCACCUCCAUCACCUCCUCAUCACCUCCUCCAUCACCUCCUCAUCACCUCCUCCAUCACACCUCCUCAUCACCUCCUCCAUCACCUCCUCAUCACCUCCUCCAUCACCUCCUCCAUCACCUCCUCCAUCACCUCCUCCAUCACCUCCUUAUCACCUCCUCCUUCACCUCCUCCAUCACCUCCUCAUCACCUCCUCCAUCACCUCCUCCAUCACCUCCUCAUCACCUCCUCCAUCACCUCCUCCAUCACCUCCUCCAUCACCUCCGCCAUCACCUCCUCCAGCACCUCCUCCAUCACCUCCUCCAUCACCUCCUUAUCACCUCCUCCCCUCCUCCAUCGCCUCCUCCAUCGCCUCCUCCACCACCUCCUCCAUCAUCUCCUCAUCACCUCCUCCAUCACCUCCUUAUCACCUCCUCCUUCAACUCCUCAUCACCUCCUCCAUCACCUCCUUAUCAUCACCUCCUUAUCACCUCCUCCAUCACCUCCUCAUCACCUCCUCCAUCACCUCCUCCAUCAGCUCCUCAUCACCUCCUCCAUCACCUCCUCCAUCACCUCCUCAUCACCUCCUCCAUCACCUCCUCCAUCCCUCCUCAUCACCUCCUCCAUCACCUCCUCCAUCACCUCCUCAUCACCUCCUCCAUCACCUCCUCCAUCACCUCCCCAUCACCUCCUCAUCACCUCCUCCAUCACCUCCGCCAUCACCUCCUCCAUCACCUCCUCCAUCACCUCCUCCAGCACCUCCUCCAUCACCUCCUCCAUCACCUCCUCAUCGCCUCCUCCAUCACCUCCUCAUCACCUCCUCCAUCACCUCCUCAUCACCUCCUCCAUCACCUCCUCAUCACCUCCUCCAUCACCUCCUCAUCACCUCCUCAUCACCUCCUCCAUCACCUCCUCCAUCACCUCCGCCAUCACCUCCUCCAGCACCUCCUCCAUCACCUCCUCCAUCACCUCCUCCAUCACCUCCUCCAUCACCUCCUCCAUCACCUCCUUAUCACCUCCUCCAUCACCUCCUCCAUCACCUUCUCAUCACCUCCUCAUCACCUCCUGCAUCACCUCCUCCAUCACCUCCGCCAUCACCUCCUCCAGCACCUCCUCCAUCACCUCCUCAUCACCUCCUCCAUCACCUCCUCCAUCACCUCCUCAUCACCUCCUCCAUCACCUCCAUCACCUCCUCCAUCACCUCCUCCAGCACCUCCUCCAUCACCUCCUCCAUCACCUCCUCCAUCACCUCCUCAUCGCCUCCUCCAUCACCUCCUCAUCACCUCCUCCAUCACCCUCCUCCAUCACCUCCUCAUCACCUCCUCCAUCACCUCCUCAUCACCUCCUCCAUCACCUCCUCCAUCACCUCCGCCAUCACCUCCUCCAGCACCUCCUCCAUCACCUCCUCCAUCACCUCCUUAUCACCUCCUCCAUCACCUCCUCCAUCACCUCCUUAUCACCUCCUCCCCUCCUCCAUCACCUCCUCCAUCACCUCCACCAUCACCUCCAUCACCUCCUCAUCACCUCCUCCAUCACCUCCUCAUCACCUCCUCCAUCACCCCCUCCAUCACCUCCGCCAUCACCACCUCCAUCACCAUCCUCAUCACCUCCUCCAUCACCUCCUCAUCACCUCCUCCAUCACCUCCUCCAUCACCUCCUCAUCACCUCCUCCAUCACCUCCUCCAUCACCUCCUCCAUCGCCUCCUCCACCACCUCCUCCAGCACCUCCUCCAUCACCUCCUCAUCACCUCCUCCAUCACCUCCUCCAUCACCUCCGCCAUCACCACCUCCAUCACCUCCUCCAUCACCUCCUCAUCACCUCCUCCAUCACCUCCUCAUCACCUCCUCCAUCACCUCCUCAUCACCUCCUCCAUCACCUCCUUAUCGCCUCCUCCAUCACCUCCUCAUCACCUCCUCCAUCACCUCCUCCAUCACCUCCUCAUCACCUCCUCCAUCACCUCCUCCAUCACCUCCGCCAUCACCUCCUCCAGCACCUCCUCCAUCACCUCCUCCAUCACCUCCUUAUCACCUCCUCCAUCACCUCCUCCAUCACCUCCUCAUCACCUCCUCCAUCACCUCCGCCAUCACCUCCUCCAGCACCUCCUCCAUCACCUCCUCCAUCACCUCCUCAUCACCUCCUCCAUCACCUCCUCUCACCUCCUCAUCACCUCCUCCAUCACCUCCUCAUCACCUCCUCCAUCACCUCCUCCAUCACCUCCUCCACCUCCAUCACCUCCUCCAUCACCUCCCCAUCACCUCCUCCAUCACCUCCUCAUCGCCUCCUCCAUCACCUCCUCAUCACCUCCUCCAUCACCUCCUCAUCACCUCCUCAUCACCUCCUCCAUCACCUCCGCCAUCACCUCCUCCAUCACCUCCUCCAUCACCUCCGCCAUCACCUCCAUCACCUCCAUCACCUCCUCCAUCACCUCCUCCAUCACCUCCUCCCCUCCUCCAUCACCUCCACCAUCACCUCCAUCACCUCCUCAUCACCUCCUCCAUCACCCCCUCCAUCACCUCCGCCAUCACCACCUCCAUCACCUCCUCAUCACCUCCUCCAUCACCUCCUCAUCACCUCCUCCAUCACCUCCUCAUCACCUCCUCCAUCACCUCCUCAUCACCUCCUCCAUCACCUCCUCCAUCGCCUCCUCCACCACCUCCUCCAGCACCUCCUCCAUCACCUCCUCCAUCACCUCCUCAUCACCUCCUCCAUCACCUCCUCCAUCACCUCCGCCAUCACCACCUCCAUCACCUCCUCAUCACCUCCUCCAUCACCUCCUCAUCACCUCCUCCAUCACCUCCUCAUCACCUCCUCCAUCACCUCCUCAUCACCUCCUCCAUCACCUCCUCCAUCACCUCCUCCAUCACCUCCUUAUCACCUCCUCCUUCACCUCCUCCAUCACCUCCUCAUCACCUCCUCCAUCACCUCCUCCAUCACCUCCUCAUCACCUCCUCCAUCACCUCCUCCAUCACCUCCUCCAUCACCUCCGCCAUCACCUCCUCCAGCAACCUCCUCCAUCACCUCCUCCAUCACCUCCUCCAUCACCUCCUUAUCACCUCCUCCAUCACCUCCUCCAUCACCUCCUUAUCACCUCCUCCCCUCCUCCAUCGCCUCCUCCAUCGCCUCCUCCACCACCUCCUCCAUCACCUCCUCAUCACCUCCUCCAUCACCUCCUUAUCACCUCCUCCUUCAACUCCUCAUCACCUCCUCCAUCACCUCCUUAUCAUCACCUCCUUAUCACCUCCUCCAUCACCUCCUCAUCACCUCCUCCAUCACCUCCUCCAUCACUCCUCCAUCACCUCCUCCAUCACCUCCUUAUCACCUCCUCCCCUCCUCCAUCACCUCCGCCAUCACCACCUCCAUCACCUCCUCAUCACCUCCUCCAUCACCUCCCCAUCACCUGCUCCAUCACCUCCUCCACCACCUCCUCCAUCACCUCCUCCAUCACCUCCUCAUCACCUCCUCCAUCACCUCCUCCAUCACCUCCUCAAUCACCUGCUCCAUCACCUCCUCAUCACCUCCUCCAUCACCUGCUCCAUCACCUCCUUAUCACCUCCUCCAUCACCUCCUCAUCACCUCCUCCAUCACCUCCUCCAUCACCUCCUCCAUCACCUCCUUAUCACCUCCUCCCCUCCUCCAUCACCUCCGCCAUCACCACCUCCAUCACCUCCUCAUCACCUCCUCCAUCACCUCCCCAUCACCUGCUCCAUCACCUGCUCCAUCACCUCCUCCAUCACCUCCUCAUCACCUCCUCCAUCACCACCUCCAUCACCUCCUCAAUCACCUCCUCCAUCACCUGCUCCAUCACCUUCCCAUCACCUCCUCCAUCACCUCCUCCAUCACCUCCUCAAUCACCUCCUCCACCGCCUCCUCCAUCGCCUCCUCCAUCACCUCCUCCAGCACCUCCUCCAUCACCUCCUUAUCACCUCCUCCAUCACCUUAUCACCUCCUCCUUCACCUCCUCAUCACCUCCUCCAUCACCUCCUCCAUCACCUCCUCCAUCACCUCCUUAUCACCUCCUCCCCUCCUCCAUCGCCUCCUCCAUCGCCUCCUCCACCACCUCCUCCAUCACCUCCUCCAUCACCUCCUUAUCACCUCCUCCCCUCCUCCAUCGCCUCCUCCAUCGCCUCCUCCACCACCUCCUCCAUCACCUCCUCAUCACCUCCUCCAUCACCUCCUUAUCACCUCCUCCUUCAACUCCUCAUCACCUCCUCCAUCACCUCCUUAUCACCUCCUUAUCACCUCCUCCAUCACCUCCUCAUCACCUCCUCCAUCACCUCCUCCAUCACCUCCUCCAUCACCUCCUUAUCACCUCCUCCCCUCCUCCAUCACCUCCGCCAUCACCACCUCCAUCACCUCCUCAUCACCUCCUCCAUCACCUCCCCAUCACCUGCUCCAUCACCUGCUCCAUCACCUCCUCCACCACCUCCUCCAUCACCUCCUCCAUCACCUCCUCAUCACCUCCUCCAUCACCUCCUCAAUCACCUGCUCCAUCACCUCCUCAUCACCUCCUCCAUCACCUGCUCCAUCACCUCCUUAUCACCUCCUCCAUCACCUCCUCAUCACCUCCUCCAUCACCUCCUCCAUCACCUCCUCCAUCACCUCCUUAUCACCUCCUCCCCUCCUCCAUCACCUCCGCCAUCACCACCUCCAUCACCUCCUCAUCACCUCCUCCAUCACCUCCCCAUCACCUGCUCCAUCACCUGCUCCAUCACCUCCUCCACCACCUCCUCCAUCACCUCCUCCAUCACCUCCUCCAUCACCUCCUUAUCACCUCCUCCAUCACCACCUCCAUCACCUCCUCCAUCACCUGCUCCAUCACCUCCUCAUCACCUCCUCCAUCACCUCCUCCAUCACCUCCUCAAUCACCUCCUCCACCACCUCCUCCAUCACCUCCUCCAUCACCUCCUCCAUCACCUCCUCAUCACCUCCUCCAUCACCACCUCCAUCACCUCCUCAAUCACCUCCUCCAUCACCUGCUCCAUCACCUCCUCAUCACCUCCUCCAUCACCUCCUCCAUCACCUCCUCAUCACCUCCUCCACCACCUCCUCCACCGCCUCCUCCAUCGCCUCCUCCAUCACCUCCUCCAGCACCUCCUCCAUCACCUCCUUAUCACCUCCUCCUUCACCUCCUCCAUCACCUUAUCACCUCCUCCUUCACCUCCUCAUCACCUCCUCCAUCACCUCCUCCAUCACCUCCUCAUCACCUCCUCCAUCACCUCCUUAUCACCUCCUCCUUCACCUCCUUAUCACCUCCUCCAUCACCUCCUCAUCACCUCCUCCAUCACCUCCUCCAUCACCUCCUCCAUCACCUCCUCCAUCACCUCCUCCAUCACUUCCUCCAUCACCUCCUCCAUCACCUCCUCAUCACCUCCUCAUCACCUCCUCCAGCACCUCCUCCAUCACCGUGUGGUUCGCUGGAGCCACAAGACUGAGUGACAGAGCAGCGCUGGGACAGAAGGGUUGGGGGAACACUCUGGGGUCUUCAGUUGUGACGACACAAGGCGGCGGGUGCGUGGUGGCGGCGGGUGCGUGGUGGCGGCGGGUGCGUGGUGGCGGCGGGUGCGUGGUGGCGGCGGGUGCGUGGAGGCGGCGGGUGCGUGGUGGCGGCGGGUGCGUGGUGGCGGCGGGUGCGUGGUGGCGGCGGGUGCGUGGUGGCGGCGGGUGCGUGGUGGCGGCGGGUGCGUGGAGGCGGCGGGUGCGUGGUGGCGGCGGGUGCGUGGUGGCGGCGGGUGCGUGGAGGCGGCGGGUGCGUGGUGGCGGCGGGUGCGUGGUGGCGGCGGGUGCGUGGUGGCGGCGGGUGCGUGGUGGCGGCGGGUGCGUGGUGGCGGCGGGUGCGUGA
Molecule: messenger RNA, 8166 nt
Organism: Knipowitschia caucasica
Lineage: Eukaryota; Metazoa; Chordata; Actinopteri; Gobiiformes; Gobiidae
Source: the annotation of a GenBank genome assembly